Molecule: messenger RNA, 1640 nt
Organism: Adelges cooleyi (spruce gall adelgid)
Lineage: Eukaryota; Metazoa; Arthropoda; Insecta; Hemiptera; Adelgidae
Product: pickpocket protein 28-like
Exons: 10
Coding region: 272-1456 (394 amino acids)
Biological process (GO): sodium ion transmembrane transport
Cellular component (GO): membrane
Molecular function (GO): ligand-gated sodium channel activity
Source: RefSeq, a predicted model, not a curated record
GUUCAAUAGUAUAAGUUUAUUUUAAAUUCUAAUUUGUAUUACUGAAACUUUUGUGUUGUGUGAGAUGUAGACAACUCUUGUUAUCAAGUGUUAUUCAUUUUUAUUUACAAUUAUUUCAUAUUUGUUGAUUGGAAUUUUGCUUUACGAUGUGCUUACCGACUGGUAUUACAAUACCGCAAAGAGAUUUUUUGAAGUCACAUCACCACCGUUGUCCGGUGUUCCAUUCCCGGCGGUCACAAUAUGUCUCAACGAUCCAAUUUAUUCUGAAACAAUGAAUUUAACAACAUUGCUAGAAUGGAAAGGCCAAAAUAAAACCGAUCAAGAGUUGCAGUUUUUAAAUAUAAUGUACAGUAUGUGUUCUUGGAAACACACGGUGGAUAAAGUCGCUAAAAUAGAUCAAGAAAUAUUAUUCAAAGUGUUAAAAGAACAUUCAACUAAAUGUGAAGAAACUAUUCUACAAAUUCGAUGGCUGGGCAAAAUCAUAAACGAUCCUUGUUCAAUUAUGCAACCCUUUAUAUUAUUGAGUCAACUAUGUUUCAGCUUCAACGCUUUACCGUAUUAUGAAAUGUAUAAGCAAACGCCUUAUAAAUUACAAAAUAUAUUAGAAAUUGGUAGUAAGUGGUCGGAAUCGAAAAUCGAUUGGAAUUUGGAUAAAGGUUAUAACAAUGAGAACUCGAGCAGACCGUUACGAAUAAAUUCAUCGGGGCUGCGGAAUUCAGUUGAAUUUGUUUUGACACAAAAAGAAUCGAGUAAAGGAUGUUCCAGAAAUUCGGGCUUUAUAGCAUACUUUCACAAUCCAUCGGAUGUUCCAGAUUACUCACAUACGUCGUUUGCUUUUUCAAAAGGGACGCAUAGUUUUGUACAGUUUAAAACUUACUUAUCGGUCACCGAUCAGACUUUGGCAAGUUGGACCCCCGAAAACCGGGGUUGUUAUUUUUCGGAUGAAAGACCACUGAUGUUGACGAAGAUAUACUCAAAAACCAAUUGUUACUAUGAAUGUCAGAUUAACUAUACGCAAAACAUAUGUGGCUGUACUCCAUACUACUUCAUAAGCGAUUUACUUCCUGUAUGCGGGCUAAGAAUGGAAUAUUGCUUCGUAAAUGCAUCAAUGCUUGCGGAAGGCACGACAGAUAUUUGCAAGUGUCUUCCGCCAUGUACCCAAUACGACUAUUCAAUAUCUUAUUCAACAGUACCAAAGGAUUUUGAAAAUGCUCAACAUUCCCUACCAUUCUUAAAUAAUUACACAGACAGCAAUUACGCCAAUUUUGCUAGUAUUGAGAUCCAUACAUACCACGAUAACAUGUGGCCUUUAGGAAGAGCCGUCAAAGAAACUGCAAUUAAACGGUGGGGUGAACUCACCGCAGUUAUAAGUCUAUGCUUGGGAGUUAGCUUCAUUACAAUCAUAGAAUUUUUCUAUUAUGCGGUUUUACGUCCAAUUGUCAUGAAUGUAUUGUAAACUAAUAAAUAGAAAACACUAGUAUUAUAAUAUUCAUAAUUAAGAUAAAACUCGAUUCUAACACGACUUGUUCGUUUCCACUUAAAGUCUAAAACAAAGUAGUAGGUCGGGCCGUGUACCGUAUAGAGGUCAGAUAUCUUAUAACUAUUAAUGUUUUAUUCUCUGCACAGUUGUCUGUAAACGU